Molecule: messenger RNA, 1298 nt
Organism: Ilyonectria robusta
Lineage: Eukaryota; Fungi; Ascomycota; Sordariomycetes; Hypocreales; Nectriaceae
Product: RTA1 like protein-domain-containing protein
Exons: 3
Coding region: 212-1153 (313 amino acids)
Cellular component (GO): membrane
Source: RefSeq, a predicted model, not a curated record
CUUUCCCUGAUAAAAGACUCGUCUCCCCACUGCAUCUGGUAGAUCUCAAAAACAGAUCAGGCUUAAUUUCCUCGACACGACCCACAUCUCUCAAGUCGAUUUCUUCUCUCCUGUCUCUUUUGCUUGAGGGCUCGAGGAAGUUCUCCUUGGCAGUACACGGGUCCAGCAAUUCGUUCGACGACGAGCCUAUCCUUCAGCGCUAAAAACCACCAUGGAUAAGUGCAAUCCCGACUACAAAGAUGCGCAAUGGGCAUAUUAUCGCUUCGAGCCGUCGGUCGCUGUCAACGUCCUCUUCAUUGUACUGUUCGGCAUCUCGAGCCUUCUGCACGGGUUCCAGAUAUGGAAGACAAAGACGUGGUAUCUCUCAGCCCUCGUUGCAGGCGGUGUCGCUGAAUUUAUCGGAUACAUCGGCCGACUGAUGGGCGCCAUGGAAGACCCAGGAUGCUGGACCAUGGGGCCGUACAUUAUGCAGAACCUGUUGAUCUUGAUCGCGCCGGCGUUCAUGGCCGCCUCCAUUUACAUGAUCCUGGGUCGUAUCAUCGAGCUUACUGAAGGCGAGCAAUACUCUCUGGUCAGGAAACAAUGGCUCACCAAGCUUUUUGUCAUGGGCGACGUGACGUCUCUGCUCUUCCAGUCAGCAGGUGGCGGUAUGAUGGCCGUCGCCAGCCUCAACAAAACCGGAGAGAAAGUCAUCGUCGGCGGCCUCUUCGUGCAGCUCAUCUUCUUCGGCGGCUUCAUCAUCGUCGCCGCCGUCUUCCACCGGCGCAUGGCGGCCGCCCCGACGGCGCGAGCCUCGGAGCCGUACGUGCGAUGGAAGCAGUACCUGACGACGCUGUACGUCACCGGCGUGCUGAUCCUGAUCCGAAGCAUCUUCCGCGUCGUCGAGUUCAUCCAGGGCAACCACGGCGCGCUGAUGCGCAGCGAGGCGUACGUGUUUGUGUUUGACGGGCUGUUGAUGCUGAUCGUGCUGGUGUGGAUGAACUGGUUCCACCCCAGCGAGAUUGGCCUGCUGCUGCGCGGAGACGAGCCCGUCAAGAACGGGUUGGAGCUGGUCAAGGUUGGACUCGGUGGGAGGCGCCGCUCGCAGACGAUGGAGAGUCUGUCUUCGGCAAAUGGGGCCUUCGUGACGCCGACGCGAAAUGCCGAGCCAUAAGGGCCUUUGUUUAGAUGGCAUUCAUAAAGAUGUUGGUGAUCUUUAUUGGUGAUGUGGGUGAAUUUCUUUACGGAGUUAGUUUCAUGUAUUUUUAAAUAGAAAAGAAAAUAGACCCAAGGAUAGAACAAAUUAUUUCAACCCUUAC